AAAUUAAAAAAAAAAAAUUGGGUUAUUCAGCAGUUUUACAUCUUCUUAACCCAGCUUUGGUACUUCAUAUGUUUCUAGGAAUCUGUCCAUUUCUUCUGUGUUAUCAAGCCUCUGAGAAUAGAGGUUUUUGUGAUAAGUAUUGAUGAUCUUCUGAAUUUUUACAGGGUCUGUAGUGAUUUCACCCUUUUCAUUCUUUAUUGCAUGAAUUUGAGGGGUUUUUUUCCUUUUUAAAAUAAAGUUGGCUAGGGGUUUAUCAAUUUUAUUUAUUCUUUCAAAGAACCAACUUCUUGAUUUAUUGAUUCUUUGUAUUGUUUUCUUAGUCUCUGUUGUGUUGGUUUCUUCUCUGAUGUCUAUAAUUUCCUUCCUUCUUUUGGCUUUUGGGCUUGACUUGCUCUUCUUUUUAUAGAUGUUUGAGGUGUUGCAGCAGGUUAUUUAUUUGUGUUCGUGCUAUUUUCCUGAUGUGGGCAUUCACCGCAAUAAAUUUUCCUCUGUGGAUUGCGGUAAGAUAUAUUUGUAUUUUUGUUUGCUUGUAGAUAUUGUUUAAUUUCCUCUGUGACUCACUGAUUGUCCAGGAGUGUAUUAUUCAAUUUCCAUGUAUUUGUGGGGUUUUGGAGUUUGUUUUGUCAUUAAUUUCUAGUUUUAUGGUGCUAUGAUCCGAUAGCAUGCUUGGGGAUAAUUCAGCUCUUUUGCAUUUACUUAAGCAUGUUCUGUGGGCUAAUAUAUGGUCUGUUUUAGAAAACGUUCCAUGUGCAGCUGAAAAGAAUGUAUAUUCUGAUGUUGUUGGGUGGAAACUCUGUAUACAUCUACUAAGUCCAUUUGUUCACAAGUGUGAUUCAGUUCUGUUAUUUCUGUGCUGAUUUUCUGUCUAGUUGAUCUGUCCCUUUGUGUCAGUGGUGUGUUAAGGUCUUCUGUUAUAACUGUGUUAUUGCUUAUUUGAUCUUUCACUUCUGUUAAUAUUUGUUUUGUACUGCUGGGUGCUCCCGAGUUUAGUGCAUAUAUAUUGAAGAUUGUUAUCUCUUUCUCUUGAAGUUUUCCCCUAACUAGUAUGUAGUGACCAUCUUUAUCUCUUUGGAUCAUGCUUGCAGACAUCUUCUACAAAUAGAAUAGCUACCCUUGCUUUUUGGGGGGACUCUGUUGCAGGGAGUAUUGUUUUCCAUCCUUUGACUUUCAGUCUAUGAGUUUCCUUUGGGUUAGAUGGGUUUCUUGUGUACAAUAUAUAGUUGGAUGUUAUUUCUUGAUCCAUUCUGCCAGUCUGUUUCUCUUAAUUGGUGAAUGGAGGCCAUUUAUACUGUGGUUAUAACUAAUACAUAUUGGUUUUUUUUUUUUUAAUUGGUACAGGAGAUCUAACUCACAACCACCUUCUUGCAAGGCACAUGCGUAUGCCGCUGAGCUAAAUCCCCAGUCCUUUGGUUUGCUUUUGAUGUGUUACCUUUCUGCUGUUCUUUACCUUUCCUCUCUGUUUGUCUGCCUUACUUAGUGGUUUUUUUUUCCUAUGUCUAUCUAGAAUGUCUUUCUUAGCAAGGUUGGUUUGGUGGUCAUGAAGUUCUUCAGCUGUUCCUUGUUAUGGAAGUACCUUAUUUCUCCAUCCAUUUUGAAGGACAGUUUUGCAGGGUACAUCAGUCUGGGUUGGAAGUCAUUUUCCUUUAGAAUCUGAAAUACUUCACUUCAUGCUCUUCUUGACUUCAUUGUUUGUGUUGAGAAGUCUGCUGUGAUUCUGAUAGGCUUUCCUUUAUAGGUGAUCUGUCUCUUCUCUCUAGCAGCUUUUAAUAUUCUGUUCUUAUGUUGGAUUUCUGGAAUGCUGAUUAUCAUAUGUCUGGGUGUAGUUUAUUUUGGUUAUGGUUAUUUGGAGUUCUAUAUGCUUCACUGAUGUAUAGUCAGUUUCCAUUCUCAUGUUUGAGAAAUUUUCAGCUAUUACUUCUGUAAAUAGCCUCUUGAUAUCAUUUGUGUUAUCACCUUUUUCAUUUAUACCUACCAAUCUUCUGCAUCAUCUUGCAGCUGUUGAAUUGUUAUUUCCUGAUUCCUUGUUAUUUUUAAAAGCUCUUUCCUUUCCUGAUCACUAGCUACAAUCUUGUCUUCGAGGUCUGAAAUUCUGUCUUCACUUACAUUGAGGUGUUUUUCUAUGGAAUUUUUGAUUUCCUGUACAUCUUUGAAUCUGCUUCAUGCAUUCUGUUUGUUUCUUAUAUUGUUCAUUCAAGGUUUCCUUGUUUUGGCAUUGUUCCUCUGAUUUUUUAACUGUCGUCUUUAGAUGUGUUCAGCAUUUCUUUCAUUACAUUUAUCAUUGCUUCUUUUACUUGGGAGAUUUUUUUUUUUAAAUCGGUACCAGGGAUCAAACUCACAACUGCCAACUUACAAGGCAGGCACUUAUGUCGCUAAGCUAAAUCCCCAGCUCCCUCCCUUUUUUUUGGAGGGGGGAGAUUAUUUGUGAUCUGAGUUCUUUUAUAGCUUCCUGGAGUUGUUUCUUUUUUCUUUUUUUUUUUUCCUUUUUUUUUUUUUUUUAAUGGGUACCGGGGAUCGAACUCACAACUGCCUGCUUGCAAGGCAGGCGCUUAUGCCACUGAGCUAAAUCCCCAGCCCCUGUUUCUUUACUUUAGUUGUUAUCAUUUCAGAAAUUUUAGGUGUAUGGCUUACAUUAUCUUCUGUGUGCAUGCCUCCUAGGCUUGCUUGGGUUGGGCUAGACGUUUGAAACUGUAUUUUGCUCUUUUGUUUUGUCAUCUUCCUAUAUAUCUAUAUUUUGUCAUUUCCCAUAUUUCUGGUUUUGAGUGAUGUUCCAAAGCUUUGUGCGCUGGGAAUCACCUGGGCAGACUGCACUUUUGGCUCCCUGAGCAGACUGCAGGCAACUGCUAGCUGCUUGGAGGUCACUGGGCAUGGCCCAGGUAGGCCUGUGGGGACCUCCCCUGAGUCCUCCGGUGGUUUGGGACACUGGGCGUGGUCUUAACGAGGUGGGAGACAUGUUCCAAAGCUUUCCCAUGCGCUGGGAUUCAACUCACACACGUUGUUGCUUUUUGAGACAGGUGUGCCAUGUAGCACAAGCUGCCCUUGAAUUCACUGUGUAGCCCAAGCUACACACAGCAGUCCUCCUGCCCCAGCCUCCUGAAUGCUGGGAUUACAGGCAUGCCCCCGCUAUUCCCAGCAGCACUAUUUCUCUUAAUGUAAAAUACACGUGUAUACCUCAGCAUAGGGCAAAAUGUGAUAUACAAACACCAAAAUAUUAGUAGAGAUUUUUCUAUGUGAAUGGAUUUUAGAUGAUUUCAUUAAAAUUUUUCUGAUUCUCAUGCAGCAGCAUACCUUAUGUAUAUAGUUUGUAUUUAAUGGAGUUGGAGGAAGCUUUGCAUGUAAUUAAAGAAUCUGGUCAGGGACUAGUGAGCAAAUGCUCUCACGAUUUUUGCACACAUAAUUGCAUUGAAAAAAGCUGGCUUUUUUUUCUAGACUCAUAAAAAUACUUGCUGAAAUAAGGAUGAUUAGUAUAUUUGGUCCUGAAUAAGCAUGUGCCAUCAUGCUGAAAGGAGAGCUAGUAAGCCUUUGGGUAUUAUUCUGUCCAAAGUAGGGGUCAAACCCUUUUUCUGAUUAACAUCAUCUUACUUCUUUCACUUGCAAUUCUGAAAGGCCAGUUUGCAUCAUCAAUUUUAAUGCUUGGUUUCCUUUUCUUUUCUAUUUAGCUUCUAAGAAACCUGGAAUAUGCUCUAAAUAAGGUGAUAACUUCCUUUUUGAUUGGUGACUGAGAACUGGAAACAAGAUGCAGCUUGCUGGUGGCAGUGCUCAGCAGUGAAGAUCUGCUCAUGUGCAGUUGUCUCGUCCCCAGGAAUCAGAAGACAUGUGUUGUAGUCCCGGUUCUGCUACUUCUCAGUUUACUUGACUUUCCUUGAGUCUGUGUCCUCAUCAGUAAAAAUGAGGCACUUUUUACCAUUUGUGGAAGCUUCCCUGUAAUUCAUUUUUUCCUUACUGCAAUAUUAAGAAUUAUAUCAAAUUGAAAAGAUAUGAAUGAAUAUCCUAAAAAAAGAAAAAGGAAGACUCUACACCCUUCUCGUUAUUCAGAUUCCUCUGGAAUAAACAGAAUUGCAGAUGGAUUCAAUGGAAUUUUUUCUGAUCAUUGUUACAGUGUCUGUUCUAUGAGGCAGCCAGACUUAAAAUAUUUCGAUAAUAAAGAUGAUGAUUCGGAUACUGAGAUAUCAAAUGACCUCCCAAAAUUUGCAGAAGGAAUCAAGGCCAGAAACAGAAAUCAUAACUACCUGGUUCCCAGUCCUGUCCUUAGAAUUCUAGAGCACACUGCUUUUUCUUCAGAAAAAUCUGCUGAUGUUGAAAUUUGUGAUGAAGAGUGUGACUCACCUGAGUCAGUCAACCAGCAGGCUCAUGAGGAGAGUCCUGUGGAAGUCCACGCCGCUGAAGAUGUCCCAAUUGCUGUGGAAGUGCAUGCAAUUUCAGAGGACUAUGACAUAGAGACGGAGAACAACUCCUCAGAAAGCCUCCGAGACCAAGCUGAGGAAGAGCCACCCUCCAAACUUUGUAAAAUUCUUGACAAAAGCCAAGCUUUGAAUGUGACUGCCCAGCAGAAAUGGCCUUUGCUGAGAGCUAAUAGCAGCGGCCUCUAUAAAUGCGAACUUUGUGAAUUCAACAGUAAAUAUUUUUCUGAUUUAAAGCAGCAUAUGAUCCUAAAGCAUAAACGUACUGAUUCAAAUGUGUGCCGGGUAUGCAAGGAAAGUUUCUCCACCAACAUGCUUCUGAUUGAACACGCCAAACUACAUGAAGAGGACCCCUACAUUUGUAAAUACUGUGACUAUAAGACAGUGAUUUUUGAGAACCUCAGCCAGCACAUUGCAGACACCCACUUCAGUGAUCACCUCUACUGGUGUGAGCAGUGUGAUGUGCAGUUCUCCUCAAGCAGUGAGCUCUACCUGCAUUUCCAGGAGCACAGCUGUGAUGAACAGUACUUGUGUCAGUUCUGUGAACACGAAACUAACGAUCCAGAAGACUUGCACAGCCACGUGGUAAACGAGCAUGCAUGUAAAUUAAUAGAAUUAAGUGAUAAGUAUAACAAUGGAGAACAUGGACAGUACAGCCUCUUAAGCAAAAUUACCUUUGACAAAUGUAAAAACUUCUUUGUGUGUCAAGUGUGUGGUUUUCGGAGUAGACUUCAUACAAAUGUUAACAGGCAUGUUGCUAUUGAACACACUAAAAUAUUUCCUCAUGUUUGUGACGACUGUGGGAAAGGCUUUUCAAGUAUGCUAGAGUACUGCAAGCAUUUAAAUUCACAUUUAUCUGAAGGGAUUUAUUUAUGUCAGUAUUGUGAAUAUUCAACAGGACAGAUUGAAGAUCUUAAAAUUCAUUUGGAUUUCAAGCAUUCAGCUGACUUGCCUCAUAAAUGUAGUGACUGCUUGAUGAGGUUUGGAAAUGAAAGGGAAUUAAUAAGCCACCUUCCAGUCCAUGAGACAACUUGAUUAUUUUCUUUAUUUUUACUGACAUUAUGUAAAACAAUAAAUUCAACUUUUUGAAAAUGUUAAAAUGGAUAAUUUUAGACACAACGUACAAGAUUUGCAUUUAACAAAUAGUUUUUAUUGUCCAUUUUUCUUGGCAUUGCUACAUUUUGCAGUAUGUAAUUAUACCUUCAUUGUAGUAUUUUCAACAACUGCAUGGUAGUUCAUAGUUUUAAUUACUUCUAAUGACUAUCAUCCAGUUUAUUGCCUGUACUCCAGUUUCAUGAAUUGCAAAGAAACAGAUGUAUUAAAGAAACUAAUUAAAUUUUUUCUUAACCAUAA
Molecule: messenger RNA, 5750 nt
Organism: Cavia porcellus (domestic guinea pig)
Lineage: Eukaryota; Metazoa; Chordata; Mammalia; Rodentia; Caviidae
Gene: Znf639
Product: zinc finger protein 639
Exons: 7
Coding region: 3975-5432 (485 amino acids)
Biological process (GO): regulation of transcription by RNA polymerase II
Molecular function (GO): RNA polymerase II transcription regulatory region sequence-specific DNA binding; DNA-binding transcription factor activity, RNA polymerase II-specific
Source: RefSeq, a predicted model, not a curated record